UUCACUUCUAACAUGUGAAAAGAUAUUUAGGUAAAAUGAGCCAUAUACAAUUCAUAGUGUUCUUGUAUAUAUAUUUAGGUAAAAUGCCAACCUUUAGGUAUAACCAUGUAUACAUUAUUCAUUUGCUAGUGGAAUUUAGAUUUCACCUUGUGCUAUGUGAAAAGAUGAGGAAGAUGCAUUCUUGAGUUAUUAGUUUAUGCUCAUAAGAUGCUUGAUGAAAUGUCUCAUAAAAGUCUCUUUUUCUUAUACAUUGAGUGAGCGUUUUGUUUGGUUUUUUAGUAUUAUUUUUGUGAAUAUAGGUUGUUCAAAAGAUGCAAACUCCUAAGGAAUGUUGGUUUUAACAUAGGAAACAUAUUGUAUCAUUGUAUUAUUUAUUUCUUUUGUUAUUGAAAUGAAAGGUUUUGGUUAAUAUUUAUAUUCUUCAUCUAAGAUGGACGAGAAAAAGGAGCGGAGGAGAUUUCUUAAAAUCAGUGCCAUGUAAGGUGACAAGCUAAGUUGAAACUCAAUAGUAGUUCAAUGGUACAAAUGCAAAAAUGCAAAACUUAAAAGUUUUGUUGAUACCAUUGACCACUAGGCACUACCAAGAAAGUAAAUGAUAGAUAAACACAAUAAAAUAUAGAAAGGAGCAGACCUGGUGUAAGUAUAUUUGCUGGUGAAUUUACAAGUUCUCUUACAAACACUAUCCCGGAACUGACAUAUUGUGCAUAUUUCAGCCUUUUUAUCAUAGCAGCUCCAGAUCCAAGACCAAGAACAUCCACAGAUUGAAGUACAGUUGCUUUGGGGUUUGAUCUAUAUCUAUUGUCGUCAAAUAUCCCGUUGACAAUUCCUAUGAUACAGAAAAAAAUAACUUUUGCUGCAAAAGACACUGAUGUCUUGGAAUGGAAUGGAGACUUGCUUGCUGUGGGUGUCACAGAGAAAGAUGUGGUCAAGGAUGACAACAACAACUUCACCAAUCCACUUUUGCAAAAGUUGGAUGCACUCUUGGGUGGAUUGUUGGCCGAAGCUUCUUCAGAGGAAGAUUUCUGUGGAAAGUCAGGCCAAGCUAUUGUUCUUAGAGUUUCUGGUUUGAGCUUUAAGAGGGUGGGUUUAUUUGCGCUUGGCCAGUCAGCUUCACGUGCAGCAGCCUUUGUUGGUCUAGGUGAGGCCAUUGCAGCAGCAGCACAGGCAUCUCGAGCAGUUUCAGUUGCUUUUGCUCUUGCCUUCUCAGCGGACCUUUCGGAUGAAUGGAAGCCAGCCAUUGCCUCGUCCAUUGCAAUUGGAAUUGUCAACGGGAUAUUUAACGGUAGGGCAAGGAGGGACCGGAAGCGCAUGCGAAAGUGA
Cucumis melo (muskmelon) is the source of this 1320-nucleotide messenger RNA. RefSeq names its product leucine aminopeptidase 3, chloroplastic-like. The record is from RefSeq and is a predicted model, not a curated record. The coding region runs from base 829 to 1320 and encodes 163 amino acids. Gene Ontology annotation, molecular function: metalloaminopeptidase activity. NCBI's taxonomy places the organism in Eukaryota, Viridiplantae, Streptophyta, Magnoliopsida, Cucurbitales, Cucurbitaceae. Gene Ontology annotation, biological process: proteolysis. The transcript has 4 exons.